Messenger RNA from Bufo gargarizans (Asiatic toad), 663 nucleotides. RefSeq names its product killer cell lectin-like receptor subfamily B member 1B allele B. The record is from RefSeq and is a predicted model, not a curated record. NCBI's taxonomy places the organism in Eukaryota, Metazoa, Chordata, Amphibia, Anura, Bufonidae. Bases 1 to 663 code for a protein of 220 amino acids. The transcript has 6 exons.
AUGCAGAUGGAGACUGAAGCACACAAGGCCUCCAGGAAAACACUGUUGUACCUGACAGAAAUCAGAGAGGUUCAAGAAAAAGUCUUGACAAGGUGCAGAUACAGAAUUCUCAAAAUUCUUAUUGCGGUCCUCAUCAUCAUCAUUAUUGCUCUCCUUUGUGGAUUUGUGGUUUUCUUUUAUAACCAGAAUACAAAGGAAAACGAAUUUAAUCGGACAACUGUAGAUACUAAUAUUACGAGACUACGUCAGGAGCUCUGUGUGUCCAACACUGACAGUGCCUCAGGUUGUCUUCUGUGUCCUAAUAGUUGGAUUCUACAUGGAGACGACUGUUAUUACUACUCAGAUGUAACAUACAGAACAUGGAACCAGAGCCGGGAUCAGUGUGAGAAGAUGGGAGCUGAUCUACUGGUCAUAAAGGACCAGGAACAGAAGGAGUUUAUACAGAUAAAUCUGAGGGAUUGGAGAGAGGAAAUAUACUGGAUAGGACUUCACCAUGAUGGAGACGGCUGGAGAUGGGUGGAUGGAGAACAUUAUAACAGCAGCUUGAUCCAGAUAAAGACACAAUCAGGAGGCUGUGUAUCAAUGACUAGAUCUGAUUAUCUUCAGGAGGACUGCAGAUCUACAUACAGAUGGAUCUGUCUAAAGAAAGCCGUGAGGAUCUGA